UUUGUUCUCCAGGGAAAACGGAGAAGGGGGCAUCAGCACUUCGGUCUUCAGCAGCAGCUUCAACUUGAAGCCAUACUUUCGCCCUGCUAAUUGUACAGCUUGAGGCCCCAUCCGAGAACUAAUCUCUCGCGCUGUAGAUAGUGUAAAAAGGUAUAUUGUGAUUCGUGACUAGAAACAAGCAUCAAAGAACAUGGUGAAGAAAAGUUUCCUCUGUGUUUUGUUCGUCCUCCUAGUGAUUCUCGCUGUCGCUGGCGCCGGCAGUAGUCGGUUCAUUACAGAGAGCUUUAGCUCUAAUCUGGUUUCCGACGGAGUCGAAAAUGGUCGAGUGCAAUCUCCAGGCAUCUUUCUCAAGAGGCUCCGUGCAUCCGAGACCUGUGAGCAGACAUAUGGGUUCCUCCCCUGUACCACUAAUGUUGUUGGAAACCUCUUCCUCAUCAUUGUAUACGGGUUCUUGAUGUUCCAUGGGGCGAGGUACCUCUCGGACGGAAGUGAGCUUCUGCUGUCAGUCCUUGGCCCUGGUAUUAUUGGUGGUCUUUUCCUUCCUAUCCUCGGUGCUCUUCCUGAUGCAAUGCUCAUCCUCGUUUCUGGACUCUCUGGAAGUAGAGAAACUGCUCAGAGUCAGGUUUUGGUUGGAAUGGGCUUGCUGGCUGGGUCAACUGUCAUGCUUCUGACGUCACUUUGGGGAUCUUGUAUUAUUGUUGGGAAAUGUGAUAUUGAGGACUCAACUGCAGUAGAUUUACAAGAUACAAAAGGAUUGAGCUUAUCUGAUCUAUGGAGCAGUAACCAUGAAUAACCUCCUUUGUUUGGCUGUCUUAUUAGCGCUUGUUUAUGUGAGGCACUUGAUAUGGGAUUUCACAUCUGAAGUACUUAUCAUCCUUAUUGUUUGUAUCAUAAUGGGUCUUGUUGCCAGCUUCCGUACCACCUACCCCUUAUGGAUGUUUUUUGUGGCAUAUGUGCUCUAUCCUAUAUCUCUGGUGCUAGUUUAUAUUCUUGACUAUGUUUUUGGGUGGUCAUAGACACUUCAAACAACAAAAGCAGUUAAUUGAAGCAGGUAAAGAUAUCACUCAUGGAAUGUAAUGAAUACUAGUUCUUUCUAGAGGCGCUGUACUUUUUUUUUUUUAAUUUUUUCUAGAUGAUGGGAACACCUCUACAUCUUUCCUGCAACCAUGUAAUAAGUUCAAAUCUCGUUCUAUUGAGUUGGUAAUUUGAUAUAUGAAACAAGAUUUGUUUCUUUCA
Molecule: messenger RNA, 1236 nt
Organism: Nelumbo nucifera (sacred lotus)
Lineage: Eukaryota; Viridiplantae; Streptophyta; Magnoliopsida; Proteales; Nelumbonaceae
Product: sodium/calcium exchanger NCL-like
Biological process (GO): calcium ion transmembrane transport; intracellular calcium ion homeostasis
Cellular component (GO): membrane
Molecular function (GO): calcium:proton antiporter activity
Source: RefSeq, a predicted model, not a curated record